This is a messenger RNA of Acanthosepion pharaonis, 645 nucleotides long. The record is from the annotation of a GenBank genome assembly. Lineage: Eukaryota; Metazoa; Mollusca; Cephalopoda; Sepiida; Sepiidae.
AUGUUUUUUUCUUUUUCUUUCUUUAUUUUUUCCUUUCGGCAUUUUUGGGAUUUGCUUUUUUUUUUACAACAUUUUUUUCUUUUUUUAUUUCUUUAUACCUUUCAAAGCUUGAUUGUUUUUUUUUUCUUUUUAUUCAUAUAUUCCCAUUUCUAUCUCUCUUUCUCUUUCUUUUGUUCACUGUUCUCAUUGCUUUCCUUUUCCCUUAUCCAUACCUUGUCAUCCCUUCUUUCUUUCUUUCUUUCUUUUUCGCAUAUUUUUUCACUACUUUCCACACUUUUGUUUAUUUUCCCACUCCCUCUUAUUUGUCAUCUUUUCUCUUUCUCCUUCCGCUCUUUCUUUCUUUUCUUUCUUUUCUUUUUCUAUUAUACCACAUUCUUUCCUUUUUCCUUCUGUUUCUUUCCUUCUAUUAUAAAACGUAUUAAUUCUUUCCUGUUUCCCACAUUAAACUUCUCAUUUUGCCUUUCCUUCCAUUGUGAACUCUAUCUAUCUAUCUAUCUAUCUAUCUAUCUAUCUAUCUAUCUAUCUAUCUAUCUAUCACUGGUCAUAUCUAUCUAUCUAUCUAUCUAUCUAUCUAUCUUUUUCUCACUGGUCAUAUCUAUCUAUCUAUCUAUCUAUCUAUCUAUCUAUCUAUCUAUCUAUUUCUGA